This is a messenger RNA of Branchiostoma floridae (Florida lancelet), 2474 nucleotides long. RefSeq names its product sialic acid synthase-like. The transcript is spliced from 6 exons. Lineage: Eukaryota; Metazoa; Chordata; Leptocardii; Amphioxiformes; Branchiostomatidae. Gene Ontology annotation, biological process: carbohydrate biosynthetic process. Gene Ontology annotation, molecular function: N-acylneuraminate-9-phosphate synthase activity. The record is from RefSeq and is a predicted model, not a curated record. The coding region runs from base 92 to 1147 and encodes 351 amino acids.
CGGGCAGUAGCACUUCCGGGUAGCCCCAGGCGCGUCCACGUUUACACGACCAAGUCUUUCUGUAACAGUCUGCCCACACUUGUGAGCUAAAAUGCCUCUGGAGUUCGAAUUAGCGCCCGGUAGGAUGAUCGGGGGGAAUCACCCAUGCUUCAUCAUCGCAGAGAUCGGCCAGAACCACCAGGGAGAUCUGGAAAUCGCCAAGCAAAUGAUCAAAAAGUGCAAGGAAGCUGGGGCAGACUGUGCCAAAUUCCAGAAGAGCGAACUUGACCACAAGUUCAACAAGGCAGCACUGGCGAGACCAUACACCAGCAAGCACUCUUGGGGAGCGACUUACGGGGAGCACAAGCGCCACCUAGAGUUCAGCCAUGAGCAGUACAGGGAGCUGAAGAGGUACUCAGAGGAGAUCGGCAUCAUUUUUGCUGCUUCAGGAAUGGAUGAGGCAGCAGUGGAGUUUCUCCAUGAACUGGAUGUGCAUUUCUUCAAGGUGGGCUCAGGAGACACCAACAACCUGCCUUACCUGGAGACGACAGCCAAGAAAGGCCGCCCCAUGCUGAUCUCUUCAGGCAUGCAGACACUGGACACCAUGAGGAAAGUCUACAACACAGUCAAACCCAUCAACCCCAACUUUCUCUUCAUGCAGUGCACCAGUGCCUACCCACUCAACCCAGAGGAUGUUCACCUCAGGUGUAUCCAGACAUAUCAGAAGGAGUUUCCGGACAUCCCCAUUGGCUACUCCGGGCACGAGAGUGGGAUCGCCAUCAGUCUCGCUGCCAUUGCCCUGGGGGCAAAGGUCAUCGAGCGCCACGUCACCCUGGACAAGACAUGGAAGGGGUCGGACCACGCUGCCUCGCUAGACUUUGAUGAGCUGGCGGAGCUGGUAAAGAAGGUUCGCGUGGUGGAGAUGGCCAUGGGGUCGUUUGUGAAGGACAUGAGGCCGUGUGAGAUUGCCUGUCAUGACAAGCUUGGGAAGAGUGUGGUGGCCAAGCAGGAUAUCCCAGCAGGCACUGCUCUGACCAUGGAGAUGAUGACAGUCAAGGUCGCUGAGCCCAAGGGCUUCCCUCCGGAGAACAUCUACCAGCUGGUGGGCAAGAAACUCAAACGGGCCUUGGAGUGCGACGAGACCGUGGCAGGGGAUGAUGUUGAAUAAUGUCACCAUUGACCCUCCUCUACUGAGUUAUGUUGUAAGCAAUAGAUACACACCCAGUAGGGGGAAGGUCAAAGACAUGUGUUACUUGUGAGGACAACAGAGAUUAACCACAGUGACUUACAAGCAAAUCAGUGGCCAUCACUUAACUGAGAAGUAUUCUGUUUGAGCAGUUAUUUGCCUCACUGUGUCAUCAAAACAAAAUGCUUUUCUACUAGAUUUUAGUGUAAAACUUACUGGUAACAAUUCCUCUGCACAAGAGUUCUGUUGAGUCAACUGUUGAGAUUGUUUUUCGUCUUUCUUUAAUUUACCUACCAAUACUUCACGCCAGUACUUCAGUGCGUGUUUAAGGAUACUGAAUAGUGCAAGGUAUCAAAACUAUGCUACAUAGCUAAGCUUUACACCACCAAAACAUAUGAAAACAGUUACUCAAUUUUACAGAGUUAAUGACACAGCAGUUAGUCAUUCAGUAAGGAAGCACUUUCAAAAAUGUUUAAAUGUACACUUUUACAUCCAGUAACAAUAUGAAAUUUCAAGUGACCACUCAAAAGUGACCACUACCAUCUACAUUUCACCCAUUGUCAUGGGUACUUUAAUGUGGUUAGGUUUUUAAAGUUGUUUUUUUCUGAAAGCAAUUGAAUAACAGUCUGUUCAGCACUCUGUGUUUCUAGUAGUCUAAUAGAUAUACUAUCUGUUGUUUUCUGUUUAUUUGUUUGAACCUUUGUUUAUUCAUUUAUCUUAUCAUUUUGCUGUAGUUGUGUGUUGGUGUGUAUUGAUCAGUUUUCUGGCUAUACUAGUGAUAUUUAAGAAUACACUGUUUACAUUUCAAGUGCCUUACAUAUGGGCAGCACCCAGGCUUUGUAGGUUGGGAGUUAUAAUUAGUGGAGCUGAUCUUAGUUGGUGACUUCCAUUGUGACCAGUCUACUGAAGUAAGGCAUAUACAGUAUUCCUACAGAUAUUUUUAUCUGACAGCUUAGCCUCCAAAUAGCUAGACUGUAUAAACGGUAAUCAUGUUGGACCCAUUAGAUAGUGACCUAUGAUGAGAACACAAUCUGAUCCAACCUGGUGUAUGAGGCUAACUUGUGUGUCUUUUUGCCAGAGGUAGACAUUGUUUUGUGCCAAAGUCAAGGCCAUUAUAUCACAAUGCAUAUUCUAUCAUGAAAUAUGUAUAUAUGACAUAUGAAGACUUAGAUGUUUAUCCCUUUGGGGAUACCUAAAUGCAGAAUCCAAUCUAUACUAUGAGGACUUAGACAGCAAAAGGUUAAUGAAAUGUCAUGUAACUCAUGCAAUCAGGUGUGCAAUGGAUGUAAUAAAAUGGCAGGAUGUGUGU